CCAGAAGCCCCGAGGUUUUCAUUCCAACGUCUGUCCCCAGAGUACACCAUCAUGGCGGAGUCCCUGGAGCGGUGUUUCUCUCGCGCCUUACUCAAACACUUUCCAUCGGAGGACUGCGACACGGACGAAGAAUUCCACGUCAGCCGAGAGGAAAAAGAACGCAAGGACAAAAAGCGUAACCGUGGCAACAAACACUCUGGACCCGAGAGUUUGAUCAGAGCCACAGAGCAAGCCCAGCGGAAGAGGAACGCCCCGUCGGAGGAAGACGACUACCGGAGGGCCAAUGGUCCCAGUUACCCUCUGAACCAGCCAACCAGGCAGCAGCUCCCCAGAGGGAUGUACCACCCAGGCCAGCAGUUUCACCAUCCAGCCGGUCCUCACGGUCCUCACAUGUACGGCCAGAGAAUGACCAUGGAUCCUCGGUUCACAUACCCGGUUCAUAUUCCUAGACACGGAGACCCCAACCUGAACCACAUGCCUCAGAGCUUCAACAUGCAGGUAAAACUCCGGAGACACUGGCUCACCUGUGAAGGACUUAAAACUGUCUCACUGUGAAGGACUUAAAACUGU
Messenger RNA from Oryzias melastigma (Indian medaka), 570 nucleotides. Its product is annotated as cat eye syndrome critical region protein 2 homolog. Lineage: Eukaryota; Metazoa; Chordata; Actinopteri; Beloniformes; Adrianichthyidae. Gene Ontology annotation, biological process: chromatin remodeling. Gene Ontology annotation, cellular component: CERF complex. The transcript has 2 exons. The coding region runs from base 52 to 555 and encodes 167 amino acids. The record is from RefSeq and is a predicted model, not a curated record.